Molecule: messenger RNA, 1682 nt
Organism: Thlaspi arvense
Lineage: Eukaryota; Viridiplantae; Streptophyta; Magnoliopsida; Brassicales; Brassicaceae
Source: the annotation of a GenBank genome assembly
GAGAAAUCUCUCUAGGGAGAGAGAGAGAGAGAGAGAGAGAGAGAGAGAGAGAGAAAUAAAUUUUGAAGCAAAUAUUUUUUUUCAUAUAUUUGUAUACAUUCAUCGACUAGUUAAUUAGUUCAAGAUUACAUAUAUAUAAUCAAUUCAACUCCACUAAGCCAUCAUGGGUCGAUCUCAAGAAAAGGGUCAAGGUCAGGGUCCGAUAUACAACAUCCGGUUAUCGACGGUAGGUGCUACCCGACCAUCGGAGACCGGUACUACCCACGAACCAACCGGUUUAGACCUAGCCAUGAAGCUCCACUACCUCAAGGCGGCGUACAUUUACUCGUCCGAUACGGCACGUGACUUGACCGUGACACACGUGAAGGCGGCUAUGUUCAUGCUGUUCGACCAGAUCGCAUGGACCACAGGAAGGCUCUGGCGGAAAGACUCGGGCCGUCCGUACAUCAAGUGCAACGACUGUGGCACGCGUUUCGUGGAAGGUGAUUGCAAUCUCACGGUGCAAGAGUGGCUUAGUAUACCGGAUCGGUCAGUUGAUGAGUAUCUUGUUUACCAUCAACCCAUUGGACCGGAGUUGCCAUUCUCUCCUAUGAUAUUUGUUCAGAUGACUCGGUUUAAGUGCGGAGGAUUAGCUCUGGGCCUUAGCUGGGCCAAUAUCAUGGGAGAUUCAUUCUCUUUACUCGAUGCCUUCAACUUAUGGGCUAAGGCCAUUUCAGGGGAAAAGAUUUAUAUCCGAGAAACCUCGGAGAAAGAUAGAAGGUUUCAAAAACCAAACCCGACGGUUAAGGACCUGGACUCCAUCAAACGGGUCGACCCGGUGGGAGAUCUCUGGAUCACUCCUAACAACAAGAAAAUGGCGAAUUACUGUUUCAAUCUCACCGUCGCCGACCAGAUAUCACCAUAUUUUCCGGCAAACGGAGAUGAUCAAAUUCCGGUUUUCGGGAUUCUCGCAGGGAUCAUAUGGAAAUGCAUAGCUAAGGUUAGGGAAGAGCCAAAUCCUGUAACUGUUACGAUCAUCAGAAAGGAUCCGAACGAGCUGAAACCUAAAGGGAUCCGAAAUAGUCAGAUGAUAAGCUCCGUCCACGUGGAUUUUCCGGUGGCUGAAGCGAAUGUGGAGGAAUUAGUGAAAUGUAUGGCGAAAUCGACGGACGAGAGAUGUGGAAUCGAUGAGAUUGGGGAGAGUUGUGAUGGGAUUUUGGAUUUCGUUGUUUACGGGGCGAAAUUGACGUUUGUGGAUCUGAGUGAAGUGGAUUUGUAUGAGGCGAAAGUGAAAGGGAAGUCGCCGGAAUCUGUGUACUGUAAUGUUGAGGGGAUAGGGGAGGAGGGAUUGGUGGUUGUUUUCGCGGCGGAGAAUUCGGAGGAGAGAGUUGUCACGGUGACGUUGCCGGAGGAAGAGAUGGAGAGGGUAAAAUCGGAAUUUAAGAAGUGUGGUUUGAUCGCGGCGUAAAAUUCAACGGCUAAUAAGUAAAAGCGUCGAGAGAUGAUGAAUGUUGGGCUUUUGUUUAGUUUUAUCGUGGUUUGUUCUUUCCCAGAUGAUGUGCGGUUGAAUUAUCAGUUAAAGCUUCGACUAAUCUGAUGCUAAAUAAAAAAGAAAAAGCAAAAGUAUAAUUUAAGCGAAGAUUGUAACGUUACAAAAUUAAAUAAUUAAAUUUUCAUUGCUGAAAUUGAUUGCAUACCUUUUU